Messenger RNA from Spinacia oleracea (spinach), 2877 nucleotides. RefSeq lists its product as uncharacterized. Gene Ontology annotation, cellular component: peroxisome. The coding region runs from base 199 to 1794 and encodes 531 amino acids. Gene Ontology annotation, biological process: regulation of gene expression. The record is from RefSeq and is a predicted model, not a curated record. Gene Ontology annotation, molecular function: RNA nuclease activity. NCBI's taxonomy places the organism in Eukaryota, Viridiplantae, Streptophyta, Magnoliopsida, Caryophyllales, Amaranthaceae. The transcript has 4 exons.
GAACCAAAAAUUGACGAACAUUGGGUCGGUUAAGUUAAAAAAGAAAGUGAUGAAAGAUUGACUAUAGAAUUAAAUUACCGAUCGUUGUUCCUCAGUCGUCGUCAUCUUCAUCCCAACACUGGUCUUUCUUUCUUCUCGCCGUCCUUCUUCCACAACUCACCACCUUCUAUCUCCUCCAGAUAUCCUCUCAAAGGAACCAUGUUUGCCAAUUCAAACACGACAUCAUGGGCAAUAUCUUCAGAUAGCUUGGAGAGAAAUACCGCAAAUGUGCCUAACUCUAUUAAUGUGGCAAAACUAUCUGGUAGCCCCCCAAGCCGAACUUCCCCCCCGGGUCCUGUUGCUAUUUUGUGGGACAUCGAAAACUGCCCUGUCCCUAGUGAUGUCCGCCCUGAAGAUGUUGCUGGGAACAUCAGAAUGGCAUUACGGGUCCAUCCUGUGAUACAAGGAGCUGUCACAUUGUUCUCUGCAUAUGGAGACUUUAAUGCAUUUCCUAGGAGAGUUAGAGAAGGAUGCCAAAGGACAGGUGUUAAACUUGUUGAUGUUCCGAAUGGGAGAAAAGAUGCAGCUGAUAAGGCUAUUUUGGUUGACAUGUUCCUUUUUGCCCUCGACAAUUCUCCACCUUCGUCCAUCAUGCUGAUCUCGGGGGAUGUGGACUUUGCUCCUGCUCUGCAUAUUCUUGGUCAACGUGGAUAUACUGUGAUCCUUGUCAUUCCUUCAGGUGUGGGUGUUUCAUCUGCCUUGUCUAAUGCUGGUAGGUUUGUCUGGGAUUGGCCUAGUGUGGCACGGGGAGAGGGUUAUGUGCCUCCAAAUAUGGGCCCUCGUGGGGGACCUGAUAAUGCUGGGUUUUUGAUGGGUUUCCAUAUAAGUGAAAAUAUUGAUGGAAAUGAUGAGGAAGCAAUUGUAUAUCGAGGACUCUCACAAAGCUAUUACAACUCAAGGGAUUUUACAAUAGUUUCCCAGUCUUUAUCCGAGUACAACACUGGUACUUCAGCUGGUUUUCCUGCCUUUACCACUUCACUAAGAUCAAAUUCUAUGCCUUCUGGUUUAAAUGAAGUUGCGGGUCCUACAUCAGGUUCUGUUGCCUUAAUUGACCAAAAUGAUUCAAAUCCGUGGGUACAAAUACAACCUGGUGAUGUUAACAGUUUGAAGGCACAGUUAGUGAAACUGCUUGAAUUGUUUGGUGGAUGUUUACCCCUGGUUCGUGUUCCUGCUGAAUAUCAGAAGGUUUUUGGUAGGACUCUUUACAUCUCAGAGUACGGGGCAUGCAAGCUCGUGAAUCUCCUCAAGAAAAUGUCAGAUGUUGUGUCUGUUGAAGGGAAGGGUCAAAAGAAGUUUGUGUACCUUCGGAAUGGGAGGGCAGGCCCUUGUGCUCCUUCACUUGCACCAAAGAGUAAUAAGAAAGGGAAAGGAGUUCAAGAAGAGAACAUGGAAACUAAUGUUGGUUGUGGCUCAUCUGAUGAGUUCUCCGACGAUGAGAGAGUGGUCGUAGAAGAUCAAGAGCGAAUAAGUGUUACAGAGAAUUCAACUUUGCGCACAGUUGCACAAUAUGCACUUGAGGACCAUAACUUGUUACAAUUUAAGCAUGAGCUGGAGGAAAUAUUGGUGAGUUAUUCAUGUGGAAUAUUUCUGAGUUAUUUUGAAAAUAUAUACCUGCAAAGGUACAAGAAACCUUUAGAUUAUCGGAAAUUUGGGGUAAAUGAUCUGGAGGAAUUGUUCGAGAAGCUGAAAGAUGUUGUGCUUUUACACGAGGAACCAGGUACUAAAAAGAAAUUUUUAGCUCCUGCUCUUGGUUAAAGGCUAUAGCAGCCUUGAUUCUCAGGUUCACACCGUGGAUAUGGGAAUCUGAGCUGGUGCUUAGAAGUGGGUUAUCCAUGUGCUUUUCAAAUUUGGGAAGAAAUUGGUUUCACAUGUAUUUUUAUUCUGCAUGUGUUCUACAUGUUGCAAGGUUACAAUGAGGUUUUUUUAGUUCAGAGUAACUGGUCAACAUGUUAAUUGAAAUAAGCUUAUGAAUUUAGUUGUUGCAUUCUUUGAGUUGUAACGUGGAAGCUUCUCAACAGUUGAUACUCAGUGGUGAAUAUUAUUUAUGAUCUUAGAAGCAUGAAGUUGGUUUCGGUUGUAAUGCAAAGCAUCUCGAAACCAUCAGGGAGCUAGAGUGCACACUGAACUUUUAUUUUACCAUAUCUUAUGGCAAUUUCUGUCAAAGUGUUAUUAUUCCAAGUGGAUAAUGAAUAAUUCCACUCUCUGAGCUCUUCCAAUAUUAGCAUUGAAGCAUAAUGGAGUCUCACAAAACUGCAAGAUGGCACUCUAACAUGGAGCCCGCGGUACCCAUGCCUUCCACUUUCAUCAAUAAGCUAUUUCCUUGUCGUCAAUUGUUUGUGAUUUUUCAGGUGCCACGAAGUGUUGUUUGGAACUCAUAUAGUUGUUUGUUUGCUGCAUAACUAAUUAAAACUGCUGGAAAGGACAGAAGCAUUCCGAUAGACCUCUUCUGGCGAUUUGAUUCAAAAACUUUUUAUUUUCUGUAUCUGUUGCCGGGCUUUUUAUUCUCUUCCGGCUUGUUACGGUGCUGUUUUAUCAACCUAAUUGGCGGGGCAAUUGAAGUCUGAUAUGGGUUUAUAAAAGCAUCUUAAAGCUGUCAACUGUGAAUAUCUAUUACACGUAAUUGUGGAACACUUGACUUUUUGUGAUCAAGAACUUCACGUAUUGACAAAUCUGGUUCAGUUUCAAUUCGAGAAUUGUUUUUGAACUAUUCCACACUUUUUUUUUUUUUUUUGACAUAUAUUCCACACUUCUUAUGGUUCGUGAACUCUUUCAAAUUGAGUUGAGUUAUACUGUAUAUUGUGUAUCUCUCAGAAGUUAUAUAAUAAUACAAGUUUUAUC